AUACAAACGAUUAAUUUUGAUUAGUGACUUAAUCAGUGAUAAUGAUUAAAAUUAAAGUGUCAGUUUUUGUAUUUGCCGUUGUGAUAUAGGUACUGUUGGGAAAAUGAAGAACUCUUUGUUAAUUUUGUUUACUGUUUUAGCUGUAAGUAAAGGUCAGUUUAUAUCCGGCGGUGCCUCCACGGCAAUUAGCACGUAUCCCUUCGCCGCAGCCCUCGUCACCAACUUGGGAUCCGGCGCCUUCCAGUACGCGUGUGGUGGCUCUGUGCUGACCACCACUGCUGUGUUGUCCGCGGCAUCGUGCUUCUACAAUGAUGAUGGACUCAACGACGCCUCCUGGUGGCAAGUGCGACUCGGAUCUUCCAACGUGAACUCCGGGGGCUCCCUCCACCAGAUACUCCAGAUAAUUCCCCACGAAGACUUCAACAGACUGACCCUGGACAAUAACCUGGCUGUGCUGAGGACUAGCGGCAUCGUGCUGCAGCCAGGAGUCGUGGAACUGGCCAGGAUAGCUGGUGGCGCCUUCCAGUUCCAGAAAAACCAGAGGGUCUGGGUCGUCGGAUGGGGGUCUUCCAGGGAGAACCUCGCCGGCGAGCUUCACCACGUGCAAACCUUCGCCAUAGACCAGGACGUGUGCACAGUUCGGUACAACGACUUCGGGUUUGGCAUUACUGACAACAUGGUGUGCGUCGGCUGGCUGGACGUGGGCGUACAUGGACAGUGCCCUGAGGGUGGGGCAGGCAGCUCUCUGGUUGUGGACAACAUAGUGGUAGGGGUGUACUCCUGGACGCAGGGGUGCGCAACCCUUCGGUACCCCAACAUCAACACCAGACUCUCACCCUAUUGGAGAUGGAUAGUUUCUGUAGCCACUGCUCCGCUCGCCUGAAGAUAUCAAUACAUUUUAUUUUAACUUA
Messenger RNA from Plodia interpunctella (Indianmeal moth), 911 nucleotides. Its product is annotated as trypsin CFT-1-like. Bases 104 to 883 code for a protein of 259 amino acids. The transcript has 5 exons. The record is from RefSeq and is a predicted model, not a curated record. Lineage: Eukaryota; Metazoa; Arthropoda; Insecta; Lepidoptera; Pyralidae. Gene Ontology annotation, molecular function: serine-type endopeptidase activity. Gene Ontology annotation, biological process: proteolysis.